AACAACUCAACCACAUCCCUCUCGGACGGCGAAGACGACGAGAUCAUCACGGACAUGCACUCCGCGUCCUAUCCUUACUAUGAAAGCGAUGUCACAGUCGUACCCGCAACCUGGUCGUUAACAAACCAACGAGUAUCACGUCCGAAGACACCGCCCCACUCGCCAGCUACGCAUUUACCGCCCGAGAUCCUCAUACACAUCCUGCGCCAGGUACAUUCAUCGCGCGACCUCUACAGUGCGUUGUUGGUGUCCCGGGCAUGGUGUGAAUGCGCGGUCGAGUUACUCUGGCACCGACCCAGCUUCUCAGAUCUCCAGCAUUUCGUCCAGAUGCUCCAGGUCAUCAGCUCUCAGGAGAAGACGUUCGACUAUGCACGCUUCGUCCGCAGACUCAACUUCAUCUAUCUCUGCAGGGACCUCACCGACUCGCUCUUCAUCCGUCUCGCCAAGUGCACAAAGCUUGAAAGGCUGACGCUCGUAAACUGCGUGGAACUCACUGAUGACGCACUCAUGCGGGUCUUGCCACUCUGCAACAAUUUGGUGGCUCUGGACUUGACCAACAUUACGUCGUGUACGGACAGGUCGAUCAUCGCACUCGCCCAGUCCGCCACGCGGCUGCAGGGCCUCAAUUUGGGUGGAUGCAAGAACAUUACAGAUGAGGGCGUGCUUGCGAUUGCAAGAAAUUGCCCUCUACUCCGACGUAUCAAGCUCAGCAAUGUCAGGAACAUUACCAACCAAGCAGUUUUGUCGCUUUCCACGAAAUGCCCACUGCUACUCGAGAUAGAUCUACAUGGAUGUCCCAAAGUCACCGAUGAGGCAAUUCGCUCCCUCUGGACCAAUCUCACCCACCUUCGAGACUUCCGACUGGCCCAUUGUCAAGACCUGACUGAUUUGGCCUUUCCCGCGAAGCCCCAAACAAAUCCCCCUGAGACGCAACUGUCCGUCCAACCUUUCCCCAACUCGGCGCCAAUUCCGAGUGAAGCCCUUCCACCGCUCCGUCUCACUCGUUUGUGCGAACACUUACGUAUGCUGGACUUGACUGCUUGUGCUUUGAUCACCGACGAAGCCGUCGCAGGUAUCAUAUCAUGUGCACCGAAAAUUAGAAACUUGUAUUUUGCCAAAUGUUCGCUGUUAACGGAUGUCGCCGUUGAGAGUAUUUGUAAACUCGGAAAACAUUUGCAUUAUCUGCAUCUCGGCCAUGCGUCAUCGAUCACGGAUCGGUCUGUACGGACUUUGGCUCGUUCUUGCACCCGCUUGCGCUACAUUGACCUUGCAUGCUGCCCACUGCUCACGGAUUUGUCUGUUUUCGAGCUUUCUGGUCUUCCAAAAUUGCGUCGUAUCGGGCUGGUUCGCGUGACGAACCUCACGGACCAAGCCAUCUUCUCACUUGCCGACCGUCAUUCAACUCUGGAAAGAAUCCAUCUUUCGUAUUGCGAGCAUAUCACUGUUUUGGCGAUUCACUUCUUGCUGCAACGAUUGCCGAAACUCACUCAUCUCAGCUUAACCGGUAUUCCCGCUUUCAGGAGAGCGGAGCUACAACAAUUCUGCCGCUCACCACCGAGAGAAUUCAACACGAAUCAGAGGGCUGCUUUCUGCGUGUAUUCAGGGAAAGGGGUAGACAACUUGCGAUUAUAUUUGGCCGAAUUGAUGGCACAUGUGCAAUCAGAGGCGGUAGGGGAAAACGAUUCCGACUACGAUGCAGAAGCGGAAGACGAGUUCCCGAGCUCGAGCGACCAGGAAACAGUUGGAGUCAAUACCGUGGAAACGCCCAGGAUGCCGUAUGCACGUGACCAGGAUUGGCGACCAGUAUCAGCUGGUGUUGCCGUUGCUAUUGCUACCGAAGAAGUCUUUGAUAUUAGUGACUUCGGGCGUACGAGUCUUGUUCCAUCUACCGUAACGACUGUCCGAGGCAGACCAGGACGCACGAUUGUCGACCGAACUGAAAAUUCAGACUCUGCGGCUUUGAUAGUUGAAGAAACAAAUCCGAGCUCUGUCGCUACCACACCAAGUCCGACAGUCCAGCAACCAUCGGACAGUACUCCUUCAGGACCAAGCAAUACACGGUCACGCGUCUUUGGAGAAGAUCUUGUUGUAGAGGCGCCGACGCCGUCACCACGAAUCACACCUUAUGCAUCUCGACAGAAUGCUUGUUCAGUUCCUACCUUCAGCCGAGCGAACUCAAAUGCGAGUGACGGUGCAUCCAAUCGAUCUGCGCGCAGUUCCGUUACGAACAAAACGUCUAAUUCGAAUGGUGCUGGUUUCUUCCGGAACUAUAUAUCGGGCGGACAUUCGUCUUCUGAUGCUGCACUUACUUCGCGAGUGGGAUCAUAUACUCCCGACCUUAUUUACGCAGAGAUAGGGCAUGGAAGAGGAAAUAGCGAUGUUAGCGGGCCAGGUCCGAGUACGAUGCAAAACCAUCAGCAAGCGGGAUGGAACUCGGAAAGUUCAAGGUCCUCCGCGAACGGUGAUUUUUUUGCCCUUCGGAUAAAGAACGAACUGGAUCGACUGAAUGAGUCGGAUGACUUUUAUCGUCGGGAGGACAGCCUACCGAGGUAUCGACCUUCGGUACUUGCUGAUACGUCUAACACUCCGCACCGCGGGGGUUCGUCGCGCGAUUCCGCAUCGUUAGUUCGACCAAUACCAAAUCAUAAUCAUCGAGAGCACCACGAUCCGUCAUCUCCCAUCCCUUACCUAUCGUCCUCACCAACAACAAGAGAACUUCAAGAAUCCGUACAUUCUGCUUUAUCGGGUUCGAAUGCACCGUCGUCAUCGGCUUCAUCAACGGCGGCAGCGGGGAUGAUUCAAGAAGAUGCAGCGGUGCAUACGGAUAGUCGAGGGAGGAGUACGAGCGUGCGGAGGAGUUUGAAAAAUACGUUAAGCGCUGCAGAGCAUUAUGCUAGUGCUUUGUUCUUCCGGAAUGCUGGGCCUACGAAUGCACGAGAGAGGGAAAGGGAACGGCAUAUGAAUGGAAAUGUGAACGUGAAUGGAGGAACAGGGUUUAUUGCGACGAAUGGAUCUGUUAUGAAUGGGCGAAAUCUCGUUCAUGAUAGGCAACACUGAUCAUUGGGAUGCUGCUGCUUUGCUCGGGACUGAAGUGACUGCUGGCUAGUAUAGAGGUUGUUCGGUUUUUGUGCGAGGUGGACUUGAGGGAAAAUAAGACUUACGAUGAUGAGUAAUGGAUAGUCGAGCUGUACGCGUUUGCUGGGGGCGAUGAUGGCCUCUCUUUGCAUAUGCUGUCCUGUAUUUAUGUAUAUAAUUCCGUCAGCGGGCUAUUAAA
Fomitiporia mediterranea MF3/22 is the source of this 3274-nucleotide messenger RNA. Its product is annotated as RNI-like protein. Gene Ontology annotation, cellular component: SCF ubiquitin ligase complex. Gene Ontology annotation, biological process: SCF-dependent proteasomal ubiquitin-dependent protein catabolic process. The transcript has 3 exons. Bases 55 to 3057 code for a protein of 1000 amino acids. Gene Ontology annotation, molecular function: protein binding. The record is from RefSeq and is a predicted model, not a curated record. Lineage: Eukaryota; Fungi; Basidiomycota; Agaricomycetes; Hymenochaetales; Hymenochaetaceae.